AUGGAUGGGAAAUUUCACUGUCUCAUGGCGAUACAUGUACCAAUGAACGGGAGUGGUAAUUUUAACAUAUCAAACAAUUUUAUCAAGACUGAACUUCUGGCAAAAUACGUUUACAAUAAGUUGGUGGACGUCGGUCUGGACAUCAUUUCUUGGCACCAUAUGAUGCCUACAUUCGCACACUUAAUGCUAUACCGUAUUAACCCAUCGAUUGCUGUUUUGUGCGGCUAUUAUCCAAACACUCAAUCCAAUCAAUUUGACGCUCUCUUUCAUAUAUUCGACAAAUGGUUUUGGAUAUUUCUGGUUAUAACAACUGUUAGGGUUAAAUACUGGUCGCAUAGAUAUGUGUUAAUAAUAAGUCUAUUAUUUUUGGCCAAAUUUUUGAUACUAAAUAUUUGUAAUCAAAUGAUUUUGUCGAUCACUAUUAAAAACCCAUACGAAGUGAUCGACACUUUGGCUGAAUUGGAUGCGAGACCACAAUUGCGGCCAAUUGUCUCAUUGAGCAUUGCCAAAUACCAGGACCUCAUGUCAAUGGGCACUCGUAUUGAGAAGAAAAUAUUGACCAGGAAUAGAAAUGAGCGUGAUAAUUUAAUAGGAUCGAAGAAUAUGUUAUAUUAUAAUCAAAUCGCACGCAUAGUGGCGGACAUACGAGAGAGACGGACACAUGUGCUCAUAGGAACGGGCGGUGCGAUUAGCAUUCUGGAGAAGGCUAUCAAUACGGGCCCUAAGAGUGUGCAUAUGAUGGCCGAUAAGGGCUACUAUCGGUGCAACGGUUGGAUUGUCCGCAAUACCAAAACGUUAACCGAGAGUGGUUUACUUGACUACUGGAUGUACUCCAGAACUGGUAUUAUGUUUAAUAAACUACUGAUGAAACAACCCGUCGACACCAUUGCCACCGACGCCAGCAAAACAAACCUAAUGAAAUUGGAUGCAAUCAAGAUUGCCCUUGGUCCUUAUAUUAUAACCACACCAUUUGCCAUUCUAGGACUCGUUAUGGAAUUUAUGAAUGUAUAA
Messenger RNA from Medioppia subpectinata, 1011 nucleotides. The record is from the annotation of a GenBank genome assembly. NCBI's taxonomy places the organism in Eukaryota, Metazoa, Arthropoda, Arachnida, Sarcoptiformes, Oppiidae.